Molecule: messenger RNA, 2242 nt
Organism: Penaeus monodon (black tiger shrimp)
Lineage: Eukaryota; Metazoa; Arthropoda; Malacostraca; Decapoda; Penaeidae
Gene: Duba
Product: OTU domain-containing protein 5-B-like
Exons: 10
Coding region: 109-1968 (619 amino acids)
Biological process (GO): protein deubiquitination
Molecular function (GO): K63-linked deubiquitinase activity; cysteine-type deubiquitinase activity
Source: RefSeq, a predicted model, not a curated record
UAUGAUAUCACACUUUCGCCAUUUUCUGGACAAAGCGCACCAAAUUACACCCAUUCUGGGCACAUUCCUCUCGUUAGAGGGAGAUCCGGACAUCGUAAAGGAUUCACAAUGACAAUCCUCCCCAAGAAGAAGCCUCAGCAGCAGUCUGGAGCGGCGGAGGUGGAGGCAGGAGAGGCUUCUUCGUCUGCGAGCCACCAACACCAGCUGCCAAUAGGAUCUUUGCCCAACCACAUACAGACUGGUGAAGCCACAAGGUAUCUAUCUUCUUCGUCACCUCCACCUUGUUGGCCACCCCCGCCCCCCUCAGCCACACCGAGGGAGGAGAAGCGGCCAUCUCAUGCGUCACCUACACACUUUGAGGAUUCACAUGAGAGUGGCCCAUCACACAGCAAGAGGAGAUACAGGGCAAGUCCUCUAAGGAGUGUGCGUCCCAAACACCGCGAUCACAGGGAGCACCGUGGAAAUGCCUCUCCCCCCUAUCCCAGCACAAGCAGCGGAUGGAGUGUGACCCAGGUCAACCACCAGCACCCACACCCACACCCUCACCCACACCCUCACCCUCACCCUCACCCACACCAACAUCCCUACCCACACCAACAUGCCCACGCCCAUUCCCACCCGAUCCCCAUGUCCACCAACAUCACACCAGCUCUACCUCCGGCACUUUCUCCUCAGGCUGGGCCGUCCCAGCCUCGUGAGGAAGAGGAGAAUGACCACAGCGGCUACAACAGUGGCGAUGAGUAUGAGCCGUUUGGGUGGAACCUCACAGCUGACCAGUGGGAGGAGAAGGAGAGGAGAUUUGAGAAGAAGAUGAAGAAGAAGGGGCUCAUGAUCAAGAAAAUGAGGGAGGAUGGAGCUUGCUUGUUCCGCGCUGUUGCUGAUCAGGUCUACGGAGACCAAGACAUGCAUGGUAAUGUACGUCAGCACUGCAUGGAUUAUAUUUCCAGAAAUGAAGAUGCGUUUGCCCCAUUUGUUUCGGAGAACUUCCAGACGUAUGUCCAAAGAAAAAGACGCGAUGACUGCUUUGGUAAUCAUAUUGAGUUGGCAGCCAUGUCCGAAAUGUAUAACCGCAUCAUUGAGGUCUAUUGUUAUAGUGUUGAGCCAAUCAAUAGUUUCCAAGGAUCCCUUCAGACAGACAACGAACCCAUCCGUUUGAGCUACCACAUGGGCACGCACUACAACAGCCUCGUGGACCCGUACAAAGCCACAAUAGGGGUGGGGCUCGGUCUCCCCGGCUUCCAGCCAGGCCUGGCCGAGAAGAACCUGCUGAAGGAAGCCACAAGACAGAGUGAGAAUGUGCAUUUAGAGCAGGCUAUGUUGGAGGACAAAAUUCGUGCUACUGACUUUGAAGCCACAAAUGAUGCCAUAGAAGAGCAAGUUGCCCACGAAAGUUAUCUUCAGUGGCUGAGAGAUAAUGAAAAGCGAAGUAAAAGUCAGAGACCCCCAUCAUCCCCCUCAAGCUCUGGCCAUAGUGAGAGGUGUCGGGGCAGGACCUCACCUCUCCACCCGGCCCCCCAGCCCGAGGGAUCCAGCGACACAGCCCGAAGCUCUCCCAGGUCUUCACCCCGCACCAGUGAGCUCGCCCGGCUGUCCCCACGGGGCUCCACGUCCCCCAUGGGCUCCACCUCCUCUCAUGGUUCUACCUCACCCAGAGGGUCGAGUUCACCCCGCGGGUCCACUAGUUCAAAGGACACAGCCAUGGAGUCGACCGAAGACCAGGCAGUACCGGGCUCCUCCAAGGACCCCAUGCCUUCGUCUUCAGGCUACUCAUGCAUGGGGGAGUUCAUGGUCAAUGAGAGGGCCUCUUUCCUCAACCUCCUCCCAUCAGACAUAUUCGGUUUGAGUGACUAUUCCAAUGCAGAGGCAGACAUCCUGGCCCAGGUCCUUGCAGCCAGCCAGCAGGAGUACUUAGACUCCCUGAAGUGCAAGACGAAAGAGGACAGCUCUGACUCCUCCUCCUCCUCGUAACCCUCAGUCUUUCUGUAGCAAAAUCUGCCAUUUUUUCAAAAUAUGCAUUCUUAGUCAUGACAGACCAAGUCAAAAAUCAUUUCAUGGCAACAAAAUUUUGCAACACAAGUUUGCCUUUGUAAUCAUGGAUAACCCAGCAUACUUAUACAUUUUUGUCUUAUUUACAAGAGUUGUGUGAAGAAAAAGGUAAAGAAGAAGAGAGGAAAAAAACAAUAUACAAGACAAAGCAGUUUGCAGAAGUUUAGUUUCCGCUGAAGCAUCUUUUGACAAAGUU